This is a messenger RNA of Trichoderma aggressivum f. europaeum, 2163 nucleotides long. RefSeq lists its product as uncharacterized. The coding region runs from base 1 to 2163 and encodes 720 amino acids. Lineage: Eukaryota; Fungi; Ascomycota; Sordariomycetes; Hypocreales; Hypocreaceae. The record is from RefSeq and is a predicted model, not a curated record. The transcript is spliced from 4 exons.
AUGGCCUGUCACAGGCAUGACCCUUCUCGAGCCAGGAGCACCGUUUCUCAUCAGGAUCAGUGCCGUAACUCUUCCACCCUGCCAUCUGCUCGCCAGUCCUCACCGACCGACCCUAUCCCUUCCUGGCUGCAGCACGUGCAGGCAGGCGACGUGUACAAUGAUACAGAACGGGAAAUCCUCCGGCAAGCAAGCCCUGGCCCUGAAGAGACUGUCUGGCAUCCCAACGGCAUUCCGACUGUUCACAUCCAACCCAACUACGACGCCAGGAGGUACCAGGCAUCAGAUGUCUUUAUCCAAGAGACCCCAUCACCGCCAUCUUUGGCUGGCCAGACAAGUCGCCCUCUUGUUCACGAGCCUUGUCUGAACGACGACUAUGCCAAAGUUGUACACGAUGGAAAGGAGCACUCCCAUUCCAAAACCCACGUCUCGACGCCGUCGGGGGCCUCGCUAGCAGAGCAUGGCAUUUUCGAGAAGCAACCCAGACGAAAGACUCGGAAGGAUCGCUACAACACGGUCAAAUUAAACGGUGCCAGAACAGGGAAACAACAGGCAAAGAAGUCGGCUGCUCGCGUAUCAAAAAAUGGGAGGUUACGAUCGAGCCGAGAGAUAAUGGCCAACUUCACGUCCAGCGCAAUCACACAUCCAAACGAAAGAAUCACGCUGAAGCCCAGAUUCACACCCGGAUUAUUUGUCAAUGGGCGAAGUUCGGUGCCACUAACGGACCUUGUUUUCAACGACAUACCCUUGCCUGACCAAGGCCGCACUUCAACCGAUAAUGAACAAUGGGAAAAAACAAUAGCAAGGAAGUCAGAAGGAGAAGACGGCCCGCCUUUAGAAUCCCCCGAUACACGCGACCGCAGAGCCACUUCCACAACCUCUCCUACCUAUUUCCAGCCUAUCCGGAGACCGAUCACUACUGAUAACAUCAAUGAUGAAGCCGUUACUGGGAGGGCCAACAUUAUUGUAUGCCAUAGAGACGAUGGCAGUAGCGGUGCCAAGGACUGCGCUGGGGACAACAACAAACCCACACCAAAAGGAGACAGCUUUACGCUGCAUAUUCGUCCCAUUUACAGCCUUUCCCCAUCCACCGAUCCCAAUUUAUCCGAUCUAAAUAUGUUGAAUACGCCGUUUUCUUCGAGCGACAAUUCGAUACAGGAGGCUCAGGGGGAAUCCGCUGCAAGACAUCAGGCACAGAAUACCGAGGGAAAUGUCGACGAGCGCAACCUCGGUGACAGCAACCAGGUGAAGGCCACCAAGUACAGGGACAUGGGGGUUAUGGUAAGCCCCUGGAUGCACCAUCGGACUGAUAGGCACAAGUCGAGUGACAAGGGUGAUGGCGGCCAUCGACUGUGGGCGGACGAAGAUUGCUCCAACUCGAACACAGAAUCACGCCCACACAAUACUUUUGCACAAAUGCCACCUCACAAAGGAAACCACCAAGACCAGCUGUCCCAGCCAAACAACCCAGGAGUGUGCACCGCGAGUGUAGAGAGUCAGAUAUACGGGUAUCCAACUUAUCUACCACAUGUUUCUGAAAAACUAAACCUCAAAGCACAAGUCGGGGAUGUUUUCCGUCCUCACAGUGAUUCCUUUCCAGCCUGGGUUUAUGGUCCGCACGGUACCAAAUAUCCCUUCCGUCCAUUUACAAACAACGGUUUGUCGUCUAUCGGUGAUCUUGAAUCGUUGAAGACUAUCCAAACAGAGCCAGGAUAUGCCUGCGACAUCGACCUACCAGCGCAGCUGACCGGCUCUGGCCAUGCCUGUCAAUUAUCCAAGGAGACUUGUCAAGACACAAACACCCUAUGCUCGGAUACGCUGCAUGUGAUUGAUGAUAUACCCGGUGAAUCUCUCAUGGAAUAUAUCGAACGAAAGGAGCGUGAAAUACUAAGUUCUGACGAGCCCCCCACCUCGUAUAUGGAGAAUUCUUUGCUCUCAGCUGAAGAUGUGUGCCAGAGUCAAAAUUCAGGAGUGUCCUAUACGGACGUCCUCAAUGAGACAAGACGCUCAUCUCCAAGAAAACCAGUGCAACAACCAAUCCAUCAAGAACAUUGCUCGCCUUUUCACCAAUACCAACGGCUUCCAAGUCUAGGAGAAAUCCUCAAUCGUCAAAUAGAGUCAGAGCUCACAUCAUUCUGGCAGCCAAACCAUAUGAUGUGGUGUUAA